AUGAACGGUCUUAAUCAUCCUACUGUGCUCAUACCAGUCGGUAAAGAGCGCGAACUCCCCGAACAGGCGGUGAUGGUCCUGAGAGCUCUGUGGGCUCGGCUGGGUUACCAGGCUAAUUCAUUCGUCGAAAUGCAAGUGGAAAUCGCGAAGGAGCUCGUCCAUGCUGAUUUUGCUAAGUUUGAGCGAGAGAUGCUGUGUAACGAGGUCAACAGCUUGAGACAAGAGCUCGAUCUAAUCCGAGCUGAUCGGAAUGAACAGAUUCGAAAAGCCGAGGUGGCCCAAGCCAAGCUAGCCGAAGUGAUCGACUCAGAGCAGCGUACGUUCCACGCGCUGGUAGCCGAGCGGGAGAUAGCGAAGCGGGCAAUCGAGCAGGCGGAGAAGGGCGUGCACCAGGUGGUGAUGGCCAAAGAGAAGGAGGCCGUACGUGCGGGAGCGAUGAGUGAAGAGAUCCAUCGACUGGAGAAGGAGCGGCUGGCUGCGGUCUUAUAUGCACGCACGGCGGAAGAGCAGGCCGCGAUGGCGAACAUCACCGCCAAGACAGCCGCAGCGGUGGCCAUGAGCGCCGUCCAGAACAGCCAAGCCGGUACCCCACGUGUCGCAUACGCAUCCUCACCCGCACGCAGCCCAGCCAUCCUGCCGCUCGCCAAUCCGAUGAAUCAGCCGCACUGUGUUCGCCCCACCACUCCCUCCGGCUCUCUCCAUCCCAACCAUCGCUCGUCGACCCCACGCUCGGGCCUGGCCGGCUCGCCACACCCUGUCUCCCCGCGACCUCGCACCCCUCGUUUAUCUUCACCCAUGGCCCGACUUAGCACCAAUAAUUGGUCCGAGACGGACGAGGCUAUCCUUCAAUCUAAGAUCCGCGAACGAACUAUCGAAGCGGAAGAGGAUCGGCUUGCCGCCGAGGUAGCCAGACUCGCUGAAGACCGCAUCAAGCUCCGAUUUGAUCGAGAUCGACUCGCCUCCCCCAUGCAUCAUACUCCAAAGGUCACCUACCACGACCUUCGAAAUUGA
Molecule: messenger RNA, 1011 nt
Organism: Puccinia triticina
Lineage: Eukaryota; Fungi; Basidiomycota; Pucciniomycetes; Pucciniales; Pucciniaceae
Exons: 2
Coding region: 1-1011 (336 amino acids)
Source: RefSeq, a predicted model, not a curated record